This is a messenger RNA of Olea europaea var. sylvestris, 1547 nucleotides long. RefSeq names its product ent-kaur-16-ene synthase, chloroplastic-like. Gene Ontology annotation, molecular function: terpene synthase activity; magnesium ion binding. The transcript has 9 exons. The record is from RefSeq and is a predicted model, not a curated record. Gene Ontology annotation, cellular component: chloroplast. The coding region runs from base 143 to 1498 and encodes 451 amino acids. Gene Ontology annotation, biological process: gibberellin biosynthetic process. NCBI's taxonomy places the organism in Eukaryota, Viridiplantae, Streptophyta, Magnoliopsida, Lamiales, Oleaceae.
GGCCGUCUUCAGAAAAGCGUAUCGUGGGUUCCUGAUUCCUCCUUCCUCCACCUUUCCCAACUUUUGUCCGCAGCCUCCCAGUCUUCCACUUCAUAUAUGUGCUUAAUUUAACUUAUUCAAUUAUAUUUUGCUGGAAUCUACCAUGUCUCUCCACAUCUACAACUCUCUGCCUUUUCGCACCAAACCCUCUGUUUCAGCUUCGUUGGACUCGGGAGUCGAAGUUGUGGCAUCAGCUAAACCUACCUCAUUGUGCUUUGAUGAGGCUAAGGAAAGAAUAACAAAGCUGUUUCAUGAGGCUGAACUCAGCAUUUCGUCGUAUGACACAGCAUGGGUCGCUAUGGUUCCUUCUCCGCAUUCCUCACAAGAACCUUGUUUCCCAGGAUGUGUAAAUUGGUUGCUAGAAAACCAGCUCCAUGAUGGUUCAUGGGCUCUUCCCCACCAUCAAUCCUUACUGCUAAAAGAUAUCAUCUCUUCUACAUUGGCGUGUGUUCUUGCGCUUAAAAGAUGGGGCAUUGGCGACGAACAAAUUAGCAGGGGUGUACACUUUAUUGAGUUGCAUUUUGCUUCAGCUACUGAUGAUCACCAGCUCUCUCCUGUUGGAUAUGAUAUCAUAUUUCCUGGCAUGCUUGAAUAUGCCAAAGACUUGUCUUUGAACCUUUGUCUUGACACAACAAUUCUAAAUGAUUUGAUUCAUAAGAGAGAUUUGGAACUUAAGAGAUCUUACCAAAGCCACUCAGCAGAGAGGGAAGCGUACUUAGCAUAUGUUGCAGAAGGGAUGGGGAAGUUACAGAACUGGGAAUCAGUUAUGAAAUAUCAAAGGACAAAUGGAUCACUUUUCAAUUGCCCAUCCACGACGGCUUCAGCUUUUAUUCACCUCCAUAAUCCUAGCUCCCUCAAUUACCUUAAAUCAGCCUUGAAGAAGUUUGGCAAUGCAGUCCCAGCAGUUUACCCUCUUAACAUAUAUGAGCAACUAUGCCUGGUUGAUAAUCUUGAAAGAUUAGGGAUUAGCCGGCAUUUUAGGAAGGAAAUACAGACUGUAUUGGAUGAAACAUACAGAUGCUGGCUGCAGGGUGAAGAAGAGAUAUUCAUGGAGGCUUCUACUUCUGCUUUGGCAUUUAGACUAUUGAGAAUGAAUGGAUAUGAUGUAUCUUCAGAUCUGUUAACAGAAAUUCUAGAAGCAGAAUGCUUUUCCAGUUCUUUUGGGGGACAUACAAAAGACAUAUAUAUGAUCCUUGAAUCAUAUGGGGCAUCCGAAAUGAUUUUACAUCCAAAUGAAUUUGCACUGGAGAAACAAAAUUUGAGGUUUAAACAUCUACUUGAACAGAAAAUAAGCAGUGGUACAACAUAUUCGAGUAUCCUUGGCAGACACAUUGACCAAGAGGUUAAAACUAUUCUCCAAUAUCCCUUUUAUGCAACUUUAGAACGGAUUGCAAACAGGAGAAAUAUAGAGAAUUACAAAUUAGACAAUACAAGAAUUCUGAAAACUGCAUAUUGGUAAAUGUCUCAUUUAUAUUUCCUUCAGUUGAAAAUGUACUGUUUCUAUUUCU